Vespa crabro (European hornet) is the source of this 6137-nucleotide messenger RNA. RefSeq names its product ATP-binding cassette sub-family G member 4 (gene Atet). Gene Ontology annotation, molecular function: ATP hydrolysis activity; ATP binding; ABC-type transporter activity. The transcript is spliced from 12 exons. Lineage: Eukaryota; Metazoa; Arthropoda; Insecta; Hymenoptera; Vespidae. Gene Ontology annotation, cellular component: plasma membrane. Bases 929 to 3151 code for a protein of 740 amino acids. The record is from RefSeq and is a predicted model, not a curated record.
UCGGCUCAUUUCGACGUUAGAGUCGAACGGUGGUACAUAACUCGACAGCUGAUCUCUCGGAGUGUUGGUGGUGCGUCUUUUAGAUCGGCCUCUCCUUGCGUCCCUUUUUUUCUCUCUUUCUUUUUCUUUCUUUCUCUCUUUCUCUCUCUCUCUUUUUCUCUUUCUCUUUCUCUUUCUAUCUCUCUCUCUCUCUCUCUCUCUCUCUCUCUCUCUCUCUCUCGUUUUUUCUCUAUUUCUUAUCCCUGAUUAUUAAACUCUACCAUCAUAAACAAUCUUGCGUCAAAAUAUUAAGUGUGCUUCCUGUGUACUUGAACCAAUAAGCCCACGCAAGCCCGGUGUGGGGCUUUUAUUUUUUAUCUGGGUGCUUAAAAAAAAAAAGAAAGAAAUAAGAGAUUAAGAAAGGAAAAAAAAAAGGAAAAGAAACAAAAAAAAAAGAAAAAAAAAAAAAGCAGAAGAAGAGGAUUAGAAAAGUGGGCGAAAAAAGAGUGUCAUGAAUCGUGGGGUGCGUUAUCGGUAACGGAGAAACAAAAGGAUCUUUUGUUAAGAAGGCAUCCACGAUCACUAUAGUGAUAGUUCGAAUUUAAGUGUACCUUCGAGAAUCGCUGCUUUGUCCGUUUCUUCUUUUUUUCUUCUCUCUUUUUUUUUUUCUUUUUUUUUUUCCUUUUCUGUUCCCUUCUUUUUUUCUUUUUUUUUUUUGUUUGUUCUUUUUUUUCUCGUUUGUUUGUUUGUUUGUUUGUUCCGUGAGAAAGAAGAAAAUAAAAUAAAUAAAUAACGGGAGGAUUUCUACUGCGUCGAUAGGGAAUUAUCCAAAUAAAAAGGAACAACCCGAGGAUGCUUCGAGUUUUCUUCAGUGGGUUAUGAAUUCGGAUAUAAGGGAGAAACACCAAACCCAUCAGCAUCAGCUCGUCGUUCUAAGAAGCAUCGGAUUAUGGCAGAUUUGAAGAAUCUCAGUUUGAGUGGGGGAGGUGGAUCGAGAUAUAAUGGCGACGAGCAGGUACAAUUUAUUGCCGGUGGAAGUCAUCAAGUGACAAUCAGAUCACCACCGCCAUCUUUACAUUUGGAAAACCUCAAUAAUGCGGUCCUAGGAGGCUCACAGAACAAUCUUCAGUGCAGUUGCAAUGGUGUCACGUCAAACGGGUCCGCAGGCACAGCUUGUACGGGAGGAGUGCUUGCAAGGAAAGUUCCAAAUCAUAGCGGCGCCAGUCCUGGGCAAGGAAACAAAAGGCCGGCUGUUUCACUGACGCAUCUACCAAAAAGGCCACCGGUCGACAUCGAGUUUAAAAAUCUCGCCUACAGCGUUUCCGAGGGCAGAAAACGAGGUUACAAGACGAUCUUAAAAUGUGUAAACGGAAAAUUCAGAUCCGGCGAAUUGACGGCCAUAAUGGGUCCUUCGGGUGCCGGAAAAAGUACUCUGAUGAACGUUUUGGCUGGUUACAAAACGUCUCAUCUGAGCGGAUCGGUAUUAAUAAAUGGAAAGGAUAGAAAUCUUCGAAGAUUUCGGAAGAUGUCCUGUUAUAUUAUGCAGGAUGAUCGAUUGCUUCCACAUUUGACUGUUCACGAGGCCAUGACAGUGUCUGCGAAUUUAAAAUUAGGCAAAGAUAUUAGUGCAACGGCAAAAAAAGUUGUGAUCGAAGAAAUUAUCGAGACUCUUGGAUUAAGCGACGCCAGCAAUACUCAAACUCAUAAUCUUAGUGGCGGACAAAGAAAGAGACUGUCAAUUGCUUUGGAGCUCGUCAAUAACCCUCCGGUUAUGUUCUUUGACGAGCCCACUUCUGGCUUAGACAGCUCCUCCUGCUUCCAAUGUUUGAAUCUACUCAAAUCCUUGAGUCGAGGAGGAAGAACUAUCAUAUGCACGAUACAUCAGCCUAGUGCAAGGUUAUUCGAGAUGUUCGAUCAUUUGUAUUUACUAGCUGAAGGGCAAUGUAUAUAUCAAGGCAAUGUAGGCGGUCUCGUACCAUUUUUAUCAUCGAUGGGUCUCGAUUGUCCAAGUUAUCACAAUCCUGCAGAUUACGUUAUGGAAGUUGCAUGCGGGGAACACGGUGAAUGCGUUCACAAAUUGGUAAUGGCUGUGAAUAAUGGCAAAUGCAACAAUUAUCAACAUCAUCAAGCUGCGAUAGCGGCAAGUCAAACGGUUUCGAAUGAUAUUGCUAAGCAAUCACCUACUCAAGAACAAACCAAACCAGAAGCUGGUAGCUUGAUACCAAAUGGUGUUGCAAAACCAGCUGCCGAUGGUACGGUCAUCAAUAUGCCAAUUUCUUGCACAACUUCUUUGCUCGACAGUGCCGAAAGUAUAGAGCAAAAAGUUGGCUUCCCGACCAAUGGAUGGGUGCAGUUUUGGAUUCUCCUUAAGAGAACCUUCCUUUCGCAAUUAAGAGACAUGACAUUAACGAGAACAAGGCUGAUUUCUCACAUAAUCGUUGGUUUUCUCAUCGGUGCUAUUUAUUAUGACAUCGGUAACGAGGCCUCGAAAGUUAUGAGUAAUGCCGGAUGCGUCUUUUUCACGGUGAUGUUUCUUAUGUUCACUGCUAUGAUGCCUACCAUACUCACAUUUCCCACAGAGAUGGCAGUGUUCGUGAGAGAACAUUUAAAUUAUUGGUACUCAUUAAAAGCUUUCUACUUUGCUAGAACCCUAGCCGACUUGCCCUUUCAGAUAAUCUAUUCCAUAGCUUAUGUUAUGAUAGUCUACUUUAUGACUUCGCAACCAUUGGAGACUGAAAGGUUUCUCAUGUAUCUAAAUAUAUGCGUAUUAACAUCAUUGGUAUCACAAUCCAUCGGUUUGUUAAUAGGUGCUGCAAUGAGCGUCGAGAGUGGGGUUUUUAUCGGUCCUGUAUCAUCGGUUCCGAUCGUCCUAUUCUCCGGUUUCUUCGUUAACUUUAACGCGAUACCAUCAUAUCUAAGGUUCCUUUCUUAUGUGAGUUACGUCAGAUAUGGCUUCGAAGGUGCCAUGAUAUCAGUUUAUGGCUACAAUCGUGCUAAGCUAAAGUGUUCCGAUGCAUACUGCCAUUUCAAGAGCCCGACAAAAUUUCUAGAGGAGAUGUCGAUGGAGAACACCGUUUAUUGGGUAGACGUUGUAGCCCUUGUUGGCUUCUUACUCGGUCUAAGAGUCGUCGCCUAUUUCGUCUUAAGGCUGAAACUUCGAUCUCUUCGUUGAAAUCGAUUAGACGACGUCGAUGCUCCGAUGGCAGACAAUAACAUGAAAGAACAAAGAAAAUAAAAAGAGAAAGGGAGAAAGAGAAACGAAAGCACGAACAUAUUCAAAGGGGAUGAUUCUUCGUGGCCCAAGAAAACUUUGCCUGACUUUUUUCAGAAAGAGAAAAGAAAAAGAAAAAAAAAAGUAAAAGUAAAAGUAAAAAAAAAAAAAAAAAAAGAAAACAAAACAAAUACAAGAAAAAAAAAAGAAGAAGUAAGCUCCUUCGACGCGUUUUUACUUCCACGGAGAAGAGCUUCGAUCGAGACUGGAUCGGAUUUUCCAAUGCCAGACACUUUUUUGACAUAAGCUAUCCAAUGAUAUUGUCAUUAGCAUUUUUAUAAUAAGAGAAAGAGAUCUCCCACAAUGUUUCUGACGUUGGAAAAUGAAUUAUGGAAGUAAGCGAUAAAAGAGAGAGAGAGAGAGAGAGAGAGAGAGAGAGAGAGAGAGCGAGAGAGAGAGAGAGAGAAAAAUAAAAAAAGGAAACCACCGUUCGCGCUCUGUUAAUAUGACAUACAUGUACACACAUACUGUGUUGUUUCCUUGUGCUUUUGAUAUUAAUCCGACUUUUAUAAUUUGACUUUCUAGAAAUCGGUAAAAUUGUACAUGUAACAGACUCUUAUUAUACACACUUAUUGAAUACAUUGACACAAAAAUACAGACAGGUAAAUAGACAGACAGACAGACAGACAGACAGAUAGACAGACAGACAGACAGAGAAGAAGAAUAGAAGGAAAUCGUAAUUUCGACUAUUAGCGAAAUUUAGCAGCUAUAGAAUUCAUGGGCAGGACAAUUAAAGUACGAAGCCUAAUUAAGAUUUCAUCGAAUUAUUAUGGAACUAUCAGAGAAAGAGAGAAAAAGAAAGAAAAAGACAGGGGUAGAGGGGGAGAAAGAAAAAAGAGAGAGAAAGAGAAAAAGCCGAUUAUUACUACCAAUAAAAUAUAACCGAAGAGAACAAGAAGACGAAUCAUAAAUUGCGCGUAGAAUUACUUAGAUAUUUCUAUAAAGAAUGAUUGUAGAAAGUGCGCAUUAGUUAGGCUAUUUUAAUGAAUCCCGUAAUAUAAUUAUAUCCAAAAAUAUGCGGACUUGCAAUAUAUUCCAAAAAAAUCGGCCAGCGUUCGAUCGAAGAGUCAAGAAAGUGAGAGAAAGACAAUGUUCAUAGCCAAUUACUACUAACUCGCCAGGAGCCUUAGGCCCAUUUAAGACUCGUUUCCCUCCAACGAUCGCGCGUCUAUCGUAAUUAAAUAAACGAGACGAAGGAAUGUUUAGAUCGUUUCGUUAAUUAAGUAGAUUAUAUGUAGUUGCAUAUAUAUAUAUAUAUAUAUACACACACAUAUAUAUAUAUAUUUAACGGAUCAAAACUUAGAAAAGAAAACGAGUCUUUUAUUAUUCUCAUAUUUACGCGACGACGUCGUGUGUCUCUAAAGGUGUAGCGAAUAAUUACGAUGAAUUAAUUAAGUACGUAUAUACCUAAUUGAAAAAUGUAUAAAGAUGAAGAAAAAGAAGAAAAGGAUGCAGAAGAUGAGGUAAAUAAUGAUGAUGAUGAUAAUGAUGAUGAUGAUGAUGAUGAUGAUGAUGAUGAUGAAGAAGAAGAAGAAGAAAAAGAAGAAAACGAAGGUAAAGGUGAAAUGAUAAAUUAUAAAGAAAGAAAAAAAUAAAAAAUAAAGAAACGUAAAGAGUUAAAAGAUCUACACGUAAGGAGACUCCGACGACGCAUUUAUAUUCGGCACAAUUUCAUAUACAUACCAUAUGUAUAAAAAUGUCCGUAAGGAUGUAUUCUCUCGAUUCAUAUCGUGUAAUUUCAUUAAGAAAAUAAAAAACAAACAAAUGCAUUAUAUAUACAUAUAUAAUGCAUACAUAAAUGUACACGUAAGUACAUACAUCUUUACACACACACACACACACACACACACAUACACAGACACGCGAGUUUACUUAAAUAUUUGUAAUACGCAAGGAAAGUCGAAUAUAAAUUGGAACGUGCUGUUUAUUGUAAGAAGAUCGAAAAAAAAGAAAAAGCAAAAAAAAAAAAAAAAGAAAGAAGAAGGAGGAAAAAAAAAGGAAAACUAUAAAGAAACGAGAGAAAAAUAGGAGAAGCUCACACUUGACCAAUCACUAGCUGCCUGAGCGUUUGCUUCUUAAUAAGUGCGCGAGUGCUAGCGUAAACAAGUUGCUACGAUUAAAAAUAAUUAAUUCGAAGAAUCAUCAAGGAAGAAGAUAUCCAAUGAUCAUUGCACGUACGACGAUGACGAAGACGUUGACGAAUACGAUAAUGAUGAUGAUGAUGAUGACGAUGACGAUGACUACGAUGAUGAUGAUGAUCAUGAUCAUGAUCAUGAUCAUGACGUAUGUGCUGAUGAAAACGCGCGUAUAUUUUCUUUGCGAGCAUAUGUUCAAAUGAGAUAAAUGCAUCCUCGGUUAUAUUGCAUCUUCUUUUAUAUUUCUCUCCUAUAUUUUUUUCUUUUUCUCUUCUUUCUAUUCUUCUUUUUCAUUUUCUUUUUCUUUUUUUUUUGUUUUCUUUUUUUUUUUUUUUUUUGCAUUUUCAUUUCUCUCUUAAUCUAAUGAUAUUCGCCUUGACGAUUCUUUUACGCGGCCUAUAUUUGGGCGAUGAAAAAUAAGAAAAAGAAGACAAAGACGAACGACGAGUUACUCCUGUUUCCCUCUUCGUCUUUUUCUUCGUCUAUCUCUUUUUUAUACGUAUAACAAAAUAAGUAAUAAUGAAAACCAGUCAAUAAACGAGCGAGCAAUUAAUGAUUUCUCUUAGGAGAUAAGGAGAAAGAGAGAAAAGGAAGGAGAGAGAGAGAGAGAGAGAGAGAGAGAGAGAGAGAGAGAGAGAGAGAAAGAAAGAAAGAAAGAAAGAAAGAAAGAGAAAGCUUUUUAUUGAGAUUCGGAUUCAUCGAUCUUUCUCGCUAUAUAUUCCGAUAAACACAAUAAACACAAGAAAAGCAUA